Coregonus sp. 'balchen' is the source of this 7019-nucleotide messenger RNA. NCBI's taxonomy places the organism in Eukaryota, Metazoa, Chordata, Actinopteri, Salmoniformes, Salmonidae. The record is from the annotation of a GenBank genome assembly.
CUGCAGUGUGUCAAUGACUUCGUCAGUAACAUCACUUGUGUGUUGAACAUCACAUGCGUGCCCCCAGACAUGCCAUGCAUUCUGCAUGGUAAACACCCCGGGUUUGAAAGGUAAAGAAGACUAAGGAUGCACCCUAACUGGAACCCUAUUCCCAUAGGACCCUGGUCAAAAGUAGUGCAAUAUAUAGGGAAUAGGGUGCCAUUUGAGACGCUAACUGAAACAAUGGUUCACUGUUUUAACUACAGUCAAUGUGAGAUGAAGUCCUUGGGCGGUUCCAACACAGCUUUGAGAGGCGGCAGUCUGGUCUUUGAGGGCAAUCCAGUGAGUUUUAUAAAACCAAUGAUUGGUUAUAUAUAUGCAUUAUUAUAGAUGCUAAGUAUUUUAAUAACAGAUGAUACAAGUAAUAAAAUGAAUAUAACACAUUAAUCUGGAUGAAUUAAUUAUUAAGUUUUUCCUAAUAAUAAUAAUAAUAAUAAAACAAUGACAGCAUAUAUAUAGACCAAUAGACAACCAACCCUGGAUAACUGAACUUCUGUAAAUUGUCUUUCAGUACUUUUGGGACGUUGAUAAAAUACCCAUUGGUGUACGGUGUGGACAACCAGAAGAUUAUGUGAUUCAGAUUAAGUACACGUAUCAACCAUUUAACCACAGUAAGUGUACAGUAUUUGGAGGCCAAAGGUCGAAGUACUAUUGUGUACGAAAUGUCAGCUAUGACUAACCUACUACUACACUACUAAUUGUACACCAAGUACAACGAUACGAUACUUUAUGAGGUUUUGUCAGCAUACAAAAUGCACAAACUCAAUACACUAUAAUACAGCAUAAUGUAAUACAAGAAUGCUGGAAAGCGUAUUAAUUGAUUCAAUUUAAUACUAUUUCAUACUUGAUACUAACACUUCUAAUUCAACUUAGUACUAGUAGUUCUGUUAUAGUGAUAUUAGUGCUAUAUUAGUAAUAUAUUAGUACUACUACGACUACAUUAACUGUGUUGUUUUGUAUUUUGGCAGUUAAGAUGCACCCCCCUGGCAAGCCAAACAUCACUAAUUCCUCAAUCGCAUGGACACCAGGAGCUCCCAUUUCAAAAAUGAUCUUCAACUAUAACUUCCAGCUACAGUGGAAACAGGAACUACAUCACUGGGAGGUGAGAGAGGGAGAGGGGGGAGGGAGGGGGAGAAAGAGAGAAAGGGGGGGAGGUAAGGGAGACAGAGGACAGAGAAUGACAAGAAGGAGCUACAGUGGAAACAGGAACUACAUCACUGGGAGGUGAGGGAGGGGGGGGGGGGGAGAGAAAGGGGGAGGAAAGGGAGACAGAGGACAGAGAAUGACAACAAGGAAAGGGGAGAGAUUAGAGAGAAUACAGUGAAAGAGAGAAAACAGUGAAAGAGAGAAAACAGUGAAAGACAGAAAACAGUGAAAGAGAGAAUACAGUGAAAGAGAGAAUACAGUGAUAGAGAGAAUACAAUGAAAGAGAGAAUACAGUGAAAGAGAGAAUACAGUGAAAGUGAGAAUACAGUGAAAGAGAGAAUACAAUGAAAGAGAAUACAGUGAAAGAGAGAAUACAGUGAAAGAGAGAAUACAGUGAAAGAGUGCACAUCGCUUUGUACAAUAUCUAAAAGUACACCUACUGUAUGUUGUACUACUGCAGGAUGCUGUGGAGGUGAACAGAGUAAACAAACAGACGUAUUUUGACCUGGACCCUGAGAUGCUGGAGACAGGAAGGAGGUACCAAGUCAGAGUCAGGGUCCGAGCCGACCCAGACAAGUACCCUAACUCUCAGUGGAGCAACUGGAGCCCCAGUGCAUCAUGGGUCUCCGCUAUGGGCCAGACAAAGCCACAGCCAACAGGUAAAUACAGCAUCAGUGAUGUCAUUCGUAUACAUUUGAAUGAGGGAAAGGGGAAACUUAGUCAGUUGCACCACUGAAUGUAUUUAACCGAAAUGUGUCUUCUGCAUUUAACCCAACCCCUCUGAAUCAGAUGGUGUGGGGGGCCAGCAAACUUUCGGUUCCUGGCCCAACGCUCUUAACCGUUAGGUUACCUGCCGCCUAUGUAUACUUGGCCUAUAUAUACUAUAUAUACUUCAACUGCGUCCCAAAUGGCCUCUUAUUCCCUACAAAGUGCACUAAAAUUGCACCCUAUUCCGUACGCUGUAACAAAUUGCUGUAAAUGUACAGCAAAACGUUCAGUUAGCUACUGUAAUUCUAUAUUACAGUACUGUAAAGAGCAAUGCAUUAUGGGGUCUCAAUGGUGUUCCGCUACACUGCUGUAAAAUUAAUUUUACAUACAAUUUUACAGUAAAUUACUGUAUGACCUGUUUUGACCUGUUUUACUACGAAUUAUGGUGCAUUGUGGGAAACUGUUGUGGUGUUGAAAUAAUAUUUGUCUCGUUAACAUAUUUUGAGUAAUGCAUCGUAAGAGGCCAUUUUUGUUGCACCCCUUAAUGAGAAUGUUCUACCCCACAGAAUACAGUGCCAUACCGUUUUUGUUUGUAUUUGUCUUGUAAAUCUGCCAGUAAUUUACUGUAAUUCAGUACCACCCCACAGAAUACCAUACUAUACAGAUUUUUUUCAAAUCUAAAAGCCUUUUCCUGUAAAUCUACAGUAAAUUACUGACUACUGCGCUGCCAGUAAUUUACUGUAAAAAUUACUGGAAAUGUUUUACAAUGUUCAUAGUGCAUUACAUUUGGGCCAAAGGUAGUGCACUAAAUAGGGAAUACGUUGCCAUUUGGAAUGCAGGCAUUGUAGUGUGUUUCCAUAUUAGUCUUGAAAAAUAGCUUCUUCUUCUUCUUCUUCUUCUUCUUCUUCUUCUUCUUCUUCUUCUUCUUCCUUCCCUAUUUCGUUCUUUCAUUCUUAGAUAGGCAGACACAUGUUCAAAACAAAACAAACGUACAGACAGAAAUGACAAUGAAUGCUCUUCUAUGCCAAUCUAUAGGUCAGAUAGUGGUGUUCUUAUGUAAGUUCUAAGUAUGUUCUAUGUAUAUUAUAAGUAUGUCGUUCAUCUGGUCCGGUUCUCAGGUCAUCCUGAUGUUCUAGACCAGGACUUUGUGGUGGUAACUGUGGUGGGAGCUGUUGUUGUACUGGUCCUGCUGGUCUCCAUGUUCCUCUGCAACGGAAAAUUGUGAGUACUGUGUGUGUGUGUGUGUGUGUGUGUGUGUGUGUGUGUGUGUGUGUGUGUGUGUGUGUGUGUGUGUGUGUGUGUGUGUGUGUGUGUGUGUGUGACCAGGUAAGCUUGGAAUAGAGGGGAAUUCAAAGUAAAUGUGAUGUAUUUUAAAACCAACCGACUGCAAAGUAAACAUCAUGUAUUUGAUGUGAUUUCAUGUUUUGUAGUUGGUUAACUGCAACUUCCUUUCAUGUUGUUCAGUGCUGACAGGGUCAAGGAGAUUCUGAAUCCUCCUAUACCAGAUCCCUCCAGGUACUUUGACGGCCUCAACCUCGAUCACGAUGGAAACUUCAAGGUCAGUUCUACUUUUGACUGAAGUCAUGUGCCAAAAGUCACCCUAUUCCCUAUAUAGUGCACUACUUUGUAAUGGCUAUAUACUUAGUUAGGUUAUAAUGGCUGGAAUGUAAUGAAUGUAAUGGUAUCAAACAGAUAAAACACAUACAGUUGAAAUCUGAAGUUUACAUACACCUUAGCCAAAUACAUUUAAACUCAGUUUUUCACAAUUCCUGACAUUUAAUCCUAGUACAAAUUCCCUGUCUUAGGUCAGUUAGGAUCACCACUUUAUUUUAAGAAUGUCAAAUAUCAGAAUAAUAGUAGAGAGAAUGAUUUAUUUCAGCUUUUAUUUCUUUCAUCACGUUCCCAGUGGGUCAGAAGUUUACAUACACUCAAUUAGUAUUUGGUAGCAUUGCCUUUAAAUUGUUUAACUUGGGUCAAACGUUUCAGGUAACCUUCCACAAGCUUCCCACAAUAAGUUGGGUGAAUUUUGGCCCAUUCCUCUUGACAGAGCUGGUGUAAUUUAGUCAGGUUUGUAGGCCUCCUUGCUCACACACGCUUUUUCAGUUCUGCCCACACAUUUUCUUUAGGAUUGAGGUCAGGGCUUUGUGAUGGCCACUCCAAUACCUUGACUUUGAUGUCCUUAAGCCAUUUUGCCACAACUUUGGAAGUAUGCUUGGGGUCAUUGUCCAUUUGGAAGACCCAUUUGCGACCAAGCUUUAACUUCCUGACUGAUGUCUUGAGAUGUUGCUUCAAAAUGUCCACAUAAUUUUCCUUCCUCAUGAUGCCAUCUAUUUUGUAAUAUGCACCAGUCCCUCCUGCAGCAAAGCACCCCCACAGCAUGAUGCUGCCACCCCUGUGCUUCACAGUUGGGAUGGUGUUCUUGGGCUUGCAAGCGACCCCCUUUUUCCUCCAAACAUAACGAUGGUCAUUAAGGCCAAAUAAUUAUAUUUUUGUUUCAUCAGACCAGAGGACAUUUCUCCAAAAAGUACGAUAUUUGUCCCCAUGUGCAGUUGCAAACCGUAGUCUGGCUUUUUUAUGGCGGUUUUGGAGCAGUCGCUUCUUCCUUGCUGAGUGGCCUUUCAGGUUAUGUCGAUAUAGGACUCGUUUUACUGUGGAUAUAGAUACUUUUGUACCUGUUUCCUCCAGCAUCUUCACAAGGUCCUUUGCUGUUGUUCUGGGAUUGAUUUGCACUUUUCGCACCAAAGGACGUUCAUCUCUAGGAGACAGAACGCGUCUCCUUCCUGAGCGGUAUGACGGCUGCGUGGUCCCAUGGUGUUUAUACUUGCGUACUAUUGUUUGUACAGAUGAACGUGGUACCUUCAGGCGUUUGGAAAUUGCUCCCAAGGAUGAACCAGACUUGUGGAGGUCUACACUUUUUCUUUCUGAGGUCUUGGCUGAUUUCUUUUGAUUUUCCCAUGAGGCACUGAGUUUGAAGGUAGGCCUUGAAAUACAUCCACAGGUACACCUCCAAUUGACUCAAAUUAUGUCAAUUAGCCUAUAAGAAGCUUCUAAAGCCAUGUCAUCAUUUUCUGGAAUUUUCCAAGCUGUUUAAAGGCACAGUCAACUUAGUGUAUGUAAACUUCUGACCCACUGGAAUUGUGAUACAGUGAAAUAAUCUGUCUGUAAACAAUUGUUGGAAAAAUGACUUGUGUCAUGCACAAAGUAGAUGUCCUAACUGACUUGCCAAAACUAUCGUUUGUUAACAAGAAAUGUGUGGAGUGGUUGAAAAACGAGUUUUAAUGACUCCAACCUAAGUGUAUGUAAACAUCCGACUUCAACUGUGGUUUCCAUGUUUGAUACCUUUCCAUUAAUUCCAUUCCAGACAUUAUUAUGAGCUGUCCUCACCAUUGUCUUACAUUAGCAUCAUGUAGGAGUGAAGCCACCUGUCGGAAAACAAUGCCGUCCUCACCUUAUCAGCCUCUCUGUCUGUCUGUCUGUCUGUCUGUCUGUCUGUCUGUCUGUCUGUCUGUCUGUCUGUGUGUCUGUCUCUCGUCUCUCUGUCUCUCUCUCCUCUCUCUCCUCUCUCUCUCCUCUCUCUCUCUCUCUCUCCUCUCUCUCUCUCUCUCUCUCUCUCCUCUCUCUCUCUCUCUCUCUCUCUCUCUGUGUGUGUCUACAGGCUUGGCUGGGUCCUUUGUUCGCCUUUGAAUCCGUUGACUCUGCCUUGCACCAUGAAGACAUCUCCCAGGUAGAGAUUACCAACAGCAUGGACACCAUCGCCCCUCUGAUGAGGGAGACCGGCACUCCGCUACUACUGGAGAAGAGAUGGGACAGCAGUGGCCACUUCUCCAGCUCCAGCUUCACCAACUGCAGCAACUUUUUAUCUCAUUGCUCCCGGCCUGGAUCCUCCUCCACCAAGCUGGAACCCUGCUCUGUACACUCCCCUUACGGACCAGUAGGUGGCACUACUAAAGAGAUAGAAGAGAGGAAGGAGGAGAACAGAGGAGAAGGGAUGGAUAGUGGUGUAGGGAAGAAGGAUGGAGAGAUGGGGGGUGGAGGGAAGGAUAGAGAGAUGGGGGGUGGAGGGAAGGAUGGAGAGAUGUGGGGUGGAGGGAAGGAUGGAGAGAUGGGGGAUGGAGGGAAGGAUGGAGAGAUGGGGGGUGGAGGGAAGGAUAGAGAGAUGGGGGAUGGAGGGAAGGAUGGAGAGAUGGGGGGUGGAGGGAAGGAUGGAGAGAUGGGGGGUGGAGGGAAGGAUAGAGAGAUGGGGGGUGGAGGGAAGGAUGGAGAGAUGUGGGGUGGAGGGAAUGAUAGAGAGAUGGGGGGUGGAGGGAAGGAUAGAGAGAUGGGGGGGUGGAGGAAAGGAUGGAGAGAUGUGGGGUGGAGGUAUAUUUGGAGGCAUCUGUGGAGGUAAAGAUAUCAUCCAGGUUUCUUCUUACGAGCGUGUUGAGAAUCUCCAGGCCCAGCGUCAGGCCCUCAUAAGCCCAGAUUCAGGCAUCGGCAGUGGGGGAGAGGAUCAGGAAAGUCAGGAGAGUGUGGAGGAGGCGGACGGGCCUACGUCAACCCUCCCCCAUUUUGUCUCUCAGGGCUUCAAUCUUGUUCCGCUUCUUCCUCUUAGUAAUAACAAUAACUUUCCAUUCUGCUCCACCCCCUUACCUACUGCCCUGUCCGCUUUCCCCCAGCUACCAUUCACCCUCCCUAGGUUGGAUAGUGUAGGGGGAAAGGGUACAGAUAUGGGGGUUGGAGGAGGUUCUCUCACAAUGUCUUCCUCCUAUGAACGUGUGGAUAAGCUCCAGCUCCAGGCCCAACUCCUGGCCCUCCAGAGCCCAGAUUCAGGCAUCAGGAGUGGGGGAGAGGAUCAGGAAAGUCAAGAAAGCGUGGAGGAUGCGGUCGGGCCUACUGCGACUGCCUUCAACCAUAUCCCUCUUAUUACCACUAACAAUAUAUUUUCAUUCUGUUCCACCCCCUUACCAUUCCCGCUGGAAGGUUUACCCCAAUUACCCUUCACCUUCUCUGGGUUGGAGUUGGUUCCAUCCCUGGGACCCAGUACUAGUACCAGUCAUCCAGGCAAGCUGUUGGAGGAGAUGUCUCUCCUGUCUUCUUCAAUGGCAAUAGAGCCCUCUGGCUACAUGCCAGUGAAAGAAGCUCAGAAC